CACAAUGAACCGUCAGAUGGUGAGGGGCACGCAUGUUGAGCCGAAGGUAUUAGCACGGUUUUAGAACAUUAUUAUUCUCAUUUGUGCCUUUCUUUUGAUGAACUUAAUCAAUUUAAAAACUACUGAUACGCUAUAUGGCGGUAACAAGGCUCAGCUGGAAACGGUUGGUUCGUCGAGUUUGGUAAAAACGAGGUCGAGGUCAGGCUCAGACUACCGUUAAGUUAGCCCCUCCUGGUGGAUUUUGUUUCGUUAUUUUUUUCUAGAUAAAGCCCACAAAACAAGGCAGAUAACAAUGUCGUUGACUGCUUCGUCUGAUUAUUUCGCUGCCGAGUGUCUGGUAUCGAUAUCCAGCGGUCCUGUCCUGCACAGACCCACCCCAGUCGCCCCUGCUACCCAGUCGGCCACGGUGGGCCUGCUCCCUGGAGACCCCGACGGGUCGAGUGAGGACAGGGAAGUGCGGGAGACACUGAGGCUGGAGGGGGCGAACAUGAUGACGGUGGCCGGUAUCCUCACCGACCUGCACGGCAAAUUCCGCCCCAUGUCGGCCUACUCGGAGAGCAGCAACUCCUCGUGUGGUGGAGAGAGCGGUUACACCACGUUGUCCGACCCGACCACCCCAACCAUGACCCCCUCCGCCACCCCGGUGCCCGGACAGCAGCAGCUGAGGGGGGGAGGAGGAGGCGUGGGGGCCCCGCGGUCCCCGGUGAAGCGACAUCAGUGCACUUUUGACGGUUGCGACAGAGUUUACGGGAAAUCGUCCCACCUGAAGGCACACAUCCGGACACACACAGGUGAGAGGCCCUUCCCAUGCACCUGGCCUGACUGUGAGAAGAAGUUUGCCCGCUCUGAUGAGCUUGCCCGCCACACCCGCACCCACACAGGGGAAAAGCGCUUCCUGUGCCCACUGUGCGAGAAGCGCUUCAUGCGCAGCGACCACCUGAUCAAGCAUGCCCGCCGCCAUCCUGACUUCCAGCCCUCAAUGUUGGGCCGCUACAAGGGCACAUCCUCUACUCCCAGCCCAGCCAUGCACCAUUAGGAUGGUUUGGGUUGGGGGUUCCUGGCAGGAGCGCAGAAGGUCACAGUGGUUUCAAGUUAACCAGCUACAGUCAGAUCCACUGAUUAGGAUUUAGCAUUGCUGUGUUGUACUCCAAAAUGUGCACGUAAUAACACAUACAUACAACACAACCCACACAGAGCUGGAUGUGAGGGGGGAAGCAGCUUCAUCCCUCCAUCAACACAGAUGAGUCGUGACCACUAUCCACCUACUCAACAUAACUAGGGUUGGUAGAACACUCCAAAUCUAUAAGAUGUGGGGAUUCGUUAAGAAAUGUGCUUUUCGAUUCCAUUUAUCGUUUCCUGAACGCAAAGUUUAGACCUACUGCACUUCAUUUACAUUGCCGGUUACACAUGUAUCAAAGCACGUGUAUAAUGUUUACAAUAUGACGGACUGGAGCUAGCUUUCAAAAGUUUAGCUAUGCUUCACAAAAGACAGUAAUGAUGCAGUGAAAUGUAAUAACUGCAUGAAAAUAAAUACAUGCAAGGAAAGAAAAUCAGUCUAAUAUGACAACACAUUUACUACAGAAUGUAAAAGAAUGCAUUUUUUUUUUAUGUCCUGUAUCAUGACAUAGUGCCAUUAAAUUACACUUUUUAUAGAUCAAAUAACCAGAAUGAAUGAACGACUGUCUGUUUUUGGUUAAUCCACCCAAUUAAAUACAGGGCUAAUCAAGGUACUUCAUCACAUUGAUGCAAAAUUCUGUGAAACAAUUAUGCCAUAAAACAGCCCCAGCCUUUAAUGCUUUUGAAAGCAUAAUCAAAUGUAAAACCAUUCAAUUUUUCCAUAGCACAAGAGCGAAUAUUUUUCUUUUGUUUUUAAUCAAAAAAAAAAAAUCUUCAACGUAACUUAAGCCUAAAGCUUAAAUAAAUAAAUGUGUUUUUUACUUACAACUUACUUUGGUUUCUUUUUUUACUCAGGAUUCGAUUAGAAUGGGAAUCGUUAAGCAGAUUUGAAUAGAUAAAAUGAACCCAACCCUAAACAAUAACCUCAUUUUCUCAAACACUUUCACAAAUUGCAGGGAUUUUUCACAUUUUCUGUAAGAAUCUGCACAUUUGUCAUCAGCCAAAACUCUGGUUUCUUGUGGUUAAUUUGUAGAUUGUUGUUGUGCUCUUCAGUACCAUUUAUUUACCAUGAGUAGCACAAAAUUGUGAUGUUUGGUAGUGAGGCAGUGACUAGAAGCCUUUAAGCUUUUUUUAUAGCUUUGCUGACUCCAUAUAAGUUUUAGUGGUGACACAUUCCUUCAUUUUUAUUGCAUUGGUAACUAUCAUUGAGGCGAUUUUGUAAUGUUUUCUUUAUAUCCAAUUUAACUAUAUAUCAAAUAUUGAUUUUGCCAGUAAGUGGAUCAAGCUUCACUGUAGAAGAGCUGUUUGCACGCCAUCCUUAAGUCUAGAUCAGUUAUCUCCCGUAAAUGCUGACACAUAAUACACAGUACUCGUAUUAUGUCUAAUACUGAUGCAAAUGUAUAUAAGCUUUUAAUGUAGAUAAAUGGUAAUGCUACUAGCUGCAGAAUUAAUAAAUGUCAUGAAUUUUAGUCCUUAUAUUAGGGGUAACAGUAUAUUCUUGAUAGGUUGGCAUUGCCUACGAGUGUCAGUGUGUAUGUGGUUUUAUUUACAUUUUUGCUAGCGACAGAACUGGGGAAAGUAUGCGAUAUCAAAAUAUUUUGAGAGGAAAAAGAGAUGGCAUGAGGUGAGCUUGACUUUCAGCCUGUUGCCUUCAAAGUAAAAGCGUUCAUCCCACUCAUCGGGGGCGUGGAGCCAGAUGGCAGAACGCAUUUCAGGAUCAGGUGUUUCGGUUGACGGUUUGACUUUCAGCAGCAGAUAAACCAGGAGUCUUACAUGUAGUGUUGAAAAGAAAAUCCUGUUAUAACUAUUAGUGUGUGCGAAAUUGGUCUAAAAACUACUACUACUACUCUGCUCCCAUUCAGGAAAGCUAUAGACCUUUAUCAAGGUGCACAUUUUGACUUGUCAAAGCAGCAACAGCACAGGUGCAACUAAUAUAAAUAGUAAGUUAAUAAUGGCUCUUUUCUAUGGAGGUGGUGUCAUUGAACCAGCAGGCACUUGUAAAUGUUAUUUGUUACACUUGUGUUUGACAAGUCAACAUGUCCACUGAUAAAGAAACAUUACUAUGUACAAAUGUGGAUUUGUUAAGAACCUGUUCAGUACAUUUAAGUCAACGGACACCUAAAUAUUCCUAUAUGCCAAAAAAAAGUGAAUAAUCCUCAUGCAUUUCAGGAAAAAUAACAUACACGAGCAAACCUCAAGUAAUUUAGAUAUUUCAAAUCUAUUUGAGUACAUACAGUAUCCAGGUCUGAUAAUAGAGGUAGAAUCUUUUUCUUUUUUUUCUUCUUUUUUUUUUAUAAAUGUUUCCACACUGUUUGUCCAGCUCAUGGACAUAUUCUUUAUCUCAGUGAACAACACUUAAGGCCUUAAACUAUGUCAUAUCUACUUUGCACCAUGUUUACAGUUGGAUCAUUGUAUAGGUAUAUAUGCCCUCCUGUGGGCUCAUCACAGAUACUCAUUAUGCAAUAUGGCACUUUUUUCUUACAGGUGAAUAUGGCUGAAUAGUGUAAUGGCUUGCACUGUAUAUGCUUCUACAAGCAAGCACUGUGGAACUUGUUGAUAACCAAUGGUUUGUAAUACUGCCUUUUUGUCCAAGUGCUUUAGAAAGCGUGAUACAAGAAGUGGGUAGUUUUGUUUCUGUUCUUUUGUGUGUCUGUGUGUGUGUGUGUGUGUGUUUGCUUAGUCAUCCAGGCCAUUUCUUGUUGUAGAAUUUGUAUUUUUUUUUUUCUUUUUCUAAAUGGAAUACGCUUCAUUGGUGUUUCCAGAUCUGUCGACUUUGUCUUCUUCACACUAAGAUUACAAAUGUCUUCCUUAUUCAUAUGUCAAACCAUCUAUGUACCAAUUCACUGUUGAUCUCAUUUUCAUGGGAGCUGCACUCAUGAAUGCAAUGCUUUUGAAGUUUUUUACACAUUCCUUCUUCAGAGGUUCGAUCUGUUGACAGUUUUUGGUUUCUGCUGGCAGUAACCACGAACACAUGGACUGUUUAACAAAAGAACACACAGAGUAUACUUGUAUUUUACGUCUAUAAAUGGAAACAUUUACUUACCUCUCACUGAUGGGAGUGGCUUCCCACACUGACUCUGUCCGGGUCUCAAAGCUAUAAUAUCACAAUAAGAACAUACCUAACUUAUUUUGUCUUUUAUCGGUGUCUUUACAAGAUCCAUCCAACCUGUCUUUCAGAAAGUCCCAUAAAGCCAUCGAGCCUUGGAUUUCACAACUUAUUUAGUUAUCAGCUAGAUGGCCUGCUAUGUACCCUUUGUCCUUAUCUUGUCUUUAUAUGCAACAUCACUACUACCUGUGUAGCAGCAGAAUUUCCUUUUCCAUGCCUCAAUGAACUUCUGUUGUUAAUAGACCGUAGCAAAUGAAUCUCUGGGAUAAAUCCAGGCUCUGUCAUUAAAGCCCGGCAGGAGUUUUUGUUAUCAAGAGCCUCACUGCUGCCUCAAGCAGAGGCUUAAAAGGGGUAUUAAAAUGUAAAGAAAAAUGACCUGUAGACUGUCACUUCACUGCAGAUUUCAAUUGAAAGAGCUCAGUCCAAAUCUAUUUGUUCAUAUCACUGAAUGUGGCUUGAUGACAGAUGAGCGUUAUCCACUUUGGAUUUAAUUUUUGCUGCCUCGCUGAGAAAGAAAACGCGACAAUUUUUCUUGUCACCACACUAAUUCAGAUAUGCACAUUGUACAGAAAUGGAUGUUUUUAAAAUUGAUGCCUAGUUUUUACAUUAAUGUAAUUUUAAAAAAAAAUCAAGCUGUUUUGAUAUUUAUAUUCUCAGGUGUCUUACAUUUUGAGCAUUGGAUUUUCAAAUCUUUCCUGUGCAACACCUCAGUACAAGCAUGGUUUAUUUCUUUUGUUAUGCUGAUUAAUUUAUUCCAAAAAAAUAUCAUUUUGUGUGGUUUAAUUCAUUAUUCUUUUCAUAACACAUUUUGUGACAUGGAACAGUCCUAUUAAAUGGUUAAAUGCUUCCAUUGUUUGCUUGACAUGAAAAUACCAGUGCUUUUUUUAAAGAAUAAAAAUCCUGAAGUUGA
Molecule: messenger RNA, 5132 nt
Organism: Sander lucioperca (pikeperch)
Lineage: Eukaryota; Metazoa; Chordata; Actinopteri; Perciformes; Percidae
Exons: 2
Coding region: 293-1036 (247 amino acids)
Biological process (GO): regulation of transcription by RNA polymerase II
Molecular function (GO): DNA-binding transcription factor activity, RNA polymerase II-specific; RNA polymerase II cis-regulatory region sequence-specific DNA binding
Source: RefSeq, a predicted model, not a curated record